UAGUGUCACUUUAGGAAAUAUUUUACCUUGCCACGAAUGCCAAAACGUUGGUAAAGUGUGACAAAUAAACAAAAAACUAAAUAUUUUUUUAUCCUUAUCUGAGCCAUUCUCUCAAUUUAGGUCGUGUGAAUUCCCACAGGACUCGAAAGGAAAGAAAAGGAACCCGUCAAAUAAAUAAUAAAAAAAUAACCUACUAAUAAACUAAUGAAUACAUACCACUUGUCGUGAAACAAUAAAAUGUUUUUUAUGAGUAGAAUUUUUUUUUAAAAUAAGCUCAGUUGUAAGAAAAUUAUAUACAAAAUAGUGACUUUAGGGACCAAAUUUCAAAAAAAGUAACUUCUGAGUGACCAGCCUGAAAAAAGUGACAAAGUUACUAAAAAGUGACCAACUUCUAGCCCUGCUUAAGUCACGUUACAGAGUAGUGGGUGCAGUCACAGAAAAUCGUUGAACCGUAUUCGAUUUGAAAUAAAGUAGCUGGAAACAUGAUCCCGCUAGUUCACGUGGCCAUUGGCGUCGGCGUUGCAGUCAUUGCCUUUAAAUUGUUCAGACUGUUCAUCGAAGGUGGUCAAUUUCGCAAGCCGACACGUUGCGAUGGCAAGGUGAUACUAAUUACCGGUGCCAAUACCGGCAUCGGGAAAGAAACGGCCAAAGAACUUUUGAAGCGAGGCGGGAAAGUGUAUCUCGCAUGUCGUUCCCUGGAGAAGGCUAACCAAGCGCGGGAAGAUCUGAUCCAGGAAACGGGUUCCAAAGAUAUUUUUGUUAGGAAGCUGGACCUCUCGUCGAUGGAAUCGAUCCGAAGCUUUGCCAAGAGUUUCCUGCAGGAGGAACCACGACUGGAUAUUCUGAUCAACAAUGCCGGCGUUAUGGCUUGUCCGAAAGAGCUCACCAAAGAUGGAUUCGAGCAGCAGAUAGGCGUCAAUCAUUUGGGUCACUUCUUGCUGACCAACUUGUUGAUGGAUCGACUGAAAUCGUCGGCCCCCAGCCGGAUCGUAAAUUUGUCCAGUUUAGCCCACUAUUAUGGUUCGAUCAACAAGCAGGAUUUGAACAGCGAACGAUCGUACAAUCAAGUUAUGGCCUACUGUCAGAGCAAGCUGGCCAACGUGCUUUUUACGCGUGAGCUGGCGAGGCGCUUGGAGGGAACCGGUGUUACGGCGUACGCGGUCCAUCCAGGUUCAGUCGAUACGGAUUUACUCCGGCACAUGGGAUCCCUCUUUUUCUUGUUAGAGCACAAACUGAUAAAACCAAUCGUUCGGUUAACGUUCAAAUCGGUCAAGUCUGGCGCCCAAACCUCACUGUACACCGCUUUGGAUGAAGGCCUCGUAAAUGUUAGCGGAAAAUACUACGCAGACUGCUGCGAGAAAAAGCCAAGUGCGGCCGCACUGGACGACGAAACGGCACGCUGGUUGUGGAACACCAGCGAGAAACUGACCGGCCUUUCGGGGAAAUCUUCUUAAA
Uranotaenia lowii is the source of this 1455-nucleotide messenger RNA. RefSeq names its product retinol dehydrogenase 12-like. Lineage: Eukaryota; Metazoa; Arthropoda; Insecta; Diptera; Culicidae. The transcript is spliced from 5 exons. The record is from RefSeq and is a predicted model, not a curated record. The coding region runs from base 483 to 1454 and encodes 323 amino acids.